AUGAGACUUCGUUCUAAGAGAAAGGAUUCAAACUCAUCAGAUAUACCAGUUACUCAAGGCGGAUCAAAUUAUCACUUAAAUCUUAAAAUAAAUGCUGAUAGAGCAGCAGAUUUGGUACCGAAGGUUGAUGCCGACAACAUCAAUGAAUCGGGUUCAGCUACACCUUCUUCAACAUCGAGUAAAAAGAAUGUAAAUCCAGUUCUAGUGGCUGUGCUUAAUAAUGUGAAAAAGAAAACGAAGAGAAGGGUGAACACAAGUCAACCAUCUUGGGAUGCAGCAUUACAAUUCCCAUUGAAAUCGAAUGAUUACUCUCAGGUCUUUAGUUUGACGGUAUGGGAUAAACAUAAAAGAUACAAGAACUACCUUGGAGAAUUGAGAUUGAAUUUGAACGAUAUUUUCUUCACGGAUGGGAAAUUUCAGUCGAAAUCUGAUCUUAAGUGGUACAAGUUAUAUUCUAAUAAAGAAUAUCAUAGUUUUGUCACUGGAUCAUUGUUAUUAUCGUUUGAAUUGGAAGUAAAAGGGAUAAGACAAAAGAAGUCCAGAAAGACGAAAGAGCAGAUACAAACCCCUUCGCAAACACCGGUACCUGAGUCUGCUUCAGAAAUUGAGACCUUCAAUGCUGUUAGUAGCUCUCCUGGGAUUGUUGUCAACGUGGUACCUCCUUCAAGAAAAGCGAGUGGGAAUUUGCAUAAGAAAGUGGAUUCUCUAAGUAUUUCAGAUACAGAAACAGGGAUGCUGUCAACUAUAGAAGAAAAUAAAGAGAAAUUAUUCACAGAUUGGAGGAAACUGUUGAUAUACUCCGAUCCUGAUCAAAAUAUUACAAAGCCCGAUGAGCAAGGAUUUUAUUCUGAUACUGGGGAAGUGCUUAGUUUGCUGGCGGACUUAUCCGAUAUUGAUUCUAUCAGUUCUACGGCAGUAUCAAACCCGGAUGCCAGGGAAUCGGCAGAUAUGCAACAAAGUCCUGUCUCAUCAUUGCAAAAGCAAACUUUUUUGACUGUUGGAGCAGACGAUGUUAGUUCCUUAUCUGAUGGAUCUGUAUUUUCGAGUGAUAGUGCUUUGAAUUAUGAUAGUGAUGCAUUGUCAAAUGAUAAACCCCUGAAUUUAGGUAGUGAAGCGUCUAGAUCAAAAAGAGGUUUUGGAUUAAAGAGAUUAAGGAAAAAGAAGGAAAAAGAGCAAUUUAAUUUGAGCAAGAGGGCUGUCUUAGGUGUUUUAUUUCUCGAAAUUGUGUCCUGUUCUGACUUACCUCCAAAUAAGAGCUUUAAUCGUGCAACUUUUGAUAUGGACCCAUUCGUAGUGAUAACAUUCGGGAAAAAGACCUUCAGAAGUAGCUGGAAACGUCAUACAUUGAAUCCAAUAUUUAAUGAACGAUUAGCGUUUGAAAUUUUACCACAUGAGAGUAAUUUUAACAUUCAAUUUUUUGUCUUAGAUAAGGAUCAAUUUUCUUACAAUGACAAUGUUGCCAAUAUCUCUUUAAGAAUGAAGGACGUUACGAAUAUGGCAACCGCACCUCCUGCUACAACAUAUGAGAACAAGCAUCUGUCUCCUUCUUCAUUUUCAUUAUUGCCUAAUGCUCUGGAUACUGCACUUUCAACAGGAGAAAAUGAUUCACAAAAUUCGAGUAUUAGGAUACUUGAUGAUGAUAAUAUGGUACAUUCAGUUCGAAAGAAAAAAUUCACUAAUAGGAGAAAAGUUACCGUUCUGCAUACUGAUACUUCUAGAUUUAAGACCAUGAACUUAACAUUGGAUUUGCAUAAAUCUAAGAAUAUUGGAAAGUACAAUCCUACAUUGAAGGUACGUGUUAGGUUUGAGCCAUAUGAGAGUUUAAGAAGACAAUUCUGGAGUAUAUUAUUAGAACAAUAUGAAUUGAAUGAAUCUGAGGAUAAAUAUGACUUUAUUGAGUUAAUUUCAUUUUUGGAUACAUUAGGCUGCGAGAAUAGUGAUCAGAUUGUUAGUAACUUUUUUGAUAAGUAUAAAAAACUGGCUUGGGGAGGUGAUUUAUUAUCAAUCAGUGAAAUUGUCGAUGCACUUGAAGAUCAUGUCAAAUUUUCGACUGGUAUUGAUGAUAAACUUUUUGAUAUUGAAAAAUGUCCGUUAUGUUGUCAGAAACGGUUAUCUAAGAAGCAAGACUGUGAUAUAAUUACGCAUGUAGCAAUUUGUGCUUCAAAAGAUUGGAGUAUUGUUAAUAAGUUAUUAGUUUCAUCUUAUGUUACUCCACAAAUUGCUACUAAAAGAUGGUUCACAAAGGUUCUAAUCAAGUUAACCUAUGGAAAGUAUACAUUAGGCAGUAAUUCAGCUAAUAUCUUGGUUCAAGAUAGAACCACAGGUAUCAUUUUGGAAGAGAAAAUGGGAAUUUAUGUUCGGUUAGGAAUAAGAUUAUUAUACAAAGGUUUUGAUAAAGCCAAGUCGAGAAGAAUUAGACAAGUAUUGAAAAAAUUAAGUGUUAAGCAAGGCAUCAAAUUUGAUUCUCCGCAACUGAAAAAUGAUAUUGAGUCUUUCGUUAAAUUUCAUAAAUUGGACUUAUCACAGUGUCUCGAGCCCAAUUUAGAGAAGUAUGCAACUUUCAAUGAGUUUUUCUAUAGAAAGUUGAAGCCAGAAGCUAGGCCGAACGAAUCUCCCGGUGAUAAUAGAGUUGUUGUAUCACCUGCUGAUUGUCGUUGUACCGCUUUUGCAACUGUUAAACAAGCUACCGAAGUUUGGGUUAAGGGACGAAACUUUACGAUAGCCAAACUUUUUAACGGUAAUUUCAAUAAUUUACAAGAGACCGAUCUUUUCAAGGCUGAAUGUUGUUCGUUAGGUAUUUUUAGAUUGGCUCCACAAGAUUAUCACAGAUUUCAUUCGCCUGUAGAUGGCGUUAUUAAAAAUAUUAAAUACAUUGAUGGGGAAUAUUAUACAGUUAACCCCAUGGCUAUUAGAUCAGAAUUAGAUGUAUUUGGAGAAAACGUGCGUGCCAUCAUUCCUAUAGAAACCAAGGAAUUUGGUACUGUUAUUAUGGUUGCUGUUGGUGCAAUGAUGGUAGGAUCGAUUGUUCUUACAAAAGGUGAAAAUGAUGUAGUCAAAAGAGGUGAUGAAAUUGGUUACUUUAAAUUUGGCGGCUCAACUAUUUUGUUGUUAUUUAACAAUAAAAUGUUUAAAUUUGAUUCCGAUUUGGUUAAUAAUUCCAAUACAUCGGUAGAAACAUUGAUUCGCAUGGGUGAGAGUAUCGGCCAUGCACCAGAGAUUGAAGAGUACAAGAGAGAUCAUAUCGAUUUUGGAGCUCAAUCCAAGGAUUUCAAGUUGAAUUUAAUCAGAGCCCUUACUGGUGGCGACUUAAGCAAUUCCAAGGAGUUAAGUAAUUGGGAAAGUGCCCAUACGAAUAUUGAAGAUUUGGUAGAUGUUGUAAAAGAGGACAACAUUAUCGAAAACGAAGAAGAGGAUGAUGAAUUAGAUGAAGAAGGUCUGUUCUAUAGUAACGAAAGCGAUGCAUACGAUUUAUAA
Molecule: messenger RNA, 3474 nt
Organism: Debaryomyces hansenii CBS767
Lineage: Eukaryota; Fungi; Ascomycota; Pichiomycetes; Serinales; Debaryomycetaceae
Gene: PSD2
Product: phosphatidylserine decarboxylase 2
Exons: 1
Coding region: 1-3474 (1157 amino acids)
Biological process (GO): phospholipid biosynthetic process
Molecular function (GO): phosphatidylserine decarboxylase activity
Source: RefSeq, a predicted model, not a curated record